Molecule: messenger RNA, 2325 nt
Organism: Drosophila subpulchrella
Lineage: Eukaryota; Metazoa; Arthropoda; Insecta; Diptera; Drosophilidae
Gene: uri
Product: unconventional prefoldin RPB5 interactor-like protein
Exons: 4
Coding region: 153-2198 (681 amino acids)
Biological process (GO): negative regulation of phosphatase activity; negative regulation of transcription by RNA polymerase II
Molecular function (GO): phosphatase inhibitor activity; transcription corepressor activity; chromatin binding
Source: RefSeq, a predicted model, not a curated record
AUCGAUCUGAACUAAAGGGAAAUUAUAAAAUAAUAAACUUUACAAAAUGGUCCGCAAAUAAUUUAACUAAAAAAAUAUUGUUUACUUUUGAUACCCUCGCAAAACCUAGUAUUGGAUUUAUCGAUACCAUCGUGAGACCAGCAACAACAAAAAUGGACCGGCGAGAAGAUGCUCUGCUACAGGCCCUCGAUAAGAACGCCGGCGAAACGGAGCGCUGGCAGGCCUUCAAGAGCGAUAAUGAGAGCACCAUCCGGAAUCUGGACCUGUUCGCCCAGAAGCUCAGCGUGGAGGUUAUGGUGCCCAUUGGCCGAAAGGCUCUGAUGCCCGGCGAGCUGAUCCACACCAACGAGCUGCUGGUGGGCCACUACGAGGGCUACUUCUCCGCCUGCUCUGCCCACAAGGCCAGGGAGAUCUGCCGGCACCGCCUGAAACUGGCCGAGGAGCAGCUAAAGAAUCUGGAAGUCGAGUCCGAUCUCUGGCAAAACAAACUCAAUACUCCACUGGCGGAGGGAGCGGUGCCCAGUGGGGAUCAGGUGGAAAUCGUAGAGGAUUUCAACGAGGAGUCGCACAGCAAGUGGAUGACGGAGCACAGGGAGCGAGUGCGUCAGCAGAAGCAACAGGAGCGCCUCAAACGGCAGGCGGAACCUCCCGGAAGCGGUGAAGAAGUGCUGAGGAAGCUGGAAGAGCGUGAAAUGAUGGAGGAACUAGGCUUAGAUCCCGAUAAUGUCAACGAAGAGCAACUCCAAGACCUGAUCAAUGAGGAUCAAGCACCUCAGGAAGCUAGUAAAGAAAAGGUAACCCUCACGCCGGAGCAGGAGGCGGAGCUGUGGAAGAAGUUGGAAGCUGAGGAGCAGAACGAGGCUGCAGAGCUCAGUCCAGAAGCUGAGGAAAGCAUAAAGGGCACGGAUGACCUUGUGCGUCGGCUAAUGUCCGGAGCCACAGAAGCUCCUUGUGCCAAAAAACGUAUUGCAGGAGCCAAAGAGCCUGUGGAGAUUGAGAAACCCACCUCAGACGACGAGGAUGAUGAGGGUGACCAGGAAGAGGAGGUGCAAACCAUAAGGGAACAAAUGGCCCUACUGCCCAGCGAAGAGCGUGAGCCCUUCCUCAGAGAUCAACUACAAGUACUCAAAGCAAAGAUGAGGAAAAUACAAAAGGUGAACUUUAUCAGCGACGAGCUGAUUCACUUGAUGAACGUGGUGGUCAUGCUGGAGGACGACCUGCAGGACAUGAUAUUCGAGCAGCAAAUGGAGGCUAGCGAGGAAGAGGAGGUCGAUGAAAACAUACCGCCAGAGGAGCCCAUUCAAGAACCUGAAAUAGUACCUGAAGCCAGCAUAAACAAACGACGCAUAUCCUUCGCCCUGGCCGAUGAGAAGCUGGAGUUUAGAAGGGAGGAAACGGUGGCCGAAAUGCUGCCCAAUGCGAAAAAGAACUCCAGGGAUGUUAUAAAGCUGGAUGAACCAGUCAAAUCCCCAGUGACUCCCCGACCAAUUGCCAGUAAGAAAGAGCGGAUAACAAACUCUGAUAUCCUGCAAAAAGUUGAAAAAAACAUCGAGUUCGUCAAGGAGAACCAGAGUGUCCAGGACUUUGACUUGCUUAAUCGAAUUUUGGAAGAGUCCACUGGACGUAUUAACACUUUACACAUUAGUUUCACACAUUCCGACGCAGUGCCUUCUCCCAAAAGUGAUCAAGACGGUGCCAUACCUGGAAACCCAGGAGAUUUCUAUGAGAAAUAUGAAAAGGACCUGGCGCAGCAGAAUAGUACGUUUCCCAUUUAUGUAAAUGGCUUUGAGGGCGAAGAGGAGGUUAAGGUACCCAUAAUGAGCGAAGCUUCGCGUGGAUCAGCCUAUGAAGAUCCUAGAAGCCAGUUCUCCAAGCCAACUGCUGCUAAGGAAGAAUCAACUGUGCCCGAUCCAACAACCAAGUCAAUUCUGCGGAACAAAGAGGCGGUGGAGCUGGAGCCGCACAUUGUCAACCAACAGCCAAAGAAAGGCAAGAAGGGUAGGAAACAGAAGAAGAAGGAGCGCACCCUGGACGACGAUCUGCGCGAUAUGAGUGCCUACCAGAAGGUCAUGCACGAUCUCGUGGAGAAGGAGCCCACACAACCGGAGCCCCUGCCGAAGGGCAAAUUCAUUGACUCGCAUGCUCCCAAGAAGCGGGUUAGCCGCUUCAAGGAGCAGCGGGCCCUCAACAGAACGUAGCGAAGAGUAAAACUUCUGCUGGGCAUUACUAGUAUAUUUGUUCAAGUUUAAUGUGGAUUUGUAUUACAAACACAACGCAAAACAAUAAACAACUACUGGUGUGGUGUACAUUCGAUAUUAAAUUAAA